Molecule: messenger RNA, 1298 nt
Organism: Molossus molossus (Pallas's mastiff bat)
Lineage: Eukaryota; Metazoa; Chordata; Mammalia; Chiroptera; Molossidae
Gene: CD40
Product: CD40 molecule
Exons: 9
Coding region: 6-857 (283 amino acids)
Biological process (GO): positive regulation of blood vessel endothelial cell migration; response to type II interferon; positive regulation of canonical NF-kappaB signal transduction
Cellular component (GO): external side of plasma membrane; CD40 receptor complex
Molecular function (GO): antigen binding; signaling receptor activity; protein binding
Source: RefSeq, a predicted model, not a curated record
UCGCCAUGGUUCGUCUGCCUCUGCAGUGGCUCCUCCUGGGCUGCAUGUGGACCGCGGUCCACCCAGAACCACCCAAUGUAUGCAGCGAAAAGCAAUACCUAAUAGAAAGUCAGUGCUGUAAUUUGUGCCCACCAGGUCACAGAAUGGUGAAUGACUGCACAAAGAUCACCGACACAGAAUGCUCCCCUUGUAGUCGAGGCGAAUUCCUGGAUUCCUGGAACAGAGAGACACGCUGUCAUCCGCACAGAUACUGCGACCCCAACCAAGGACUCCUGGUCCUAAGUGAGGGCACUUCGGAAACAGACACAAUUUGCAUCUGUGAUGAAGGCCAACACUGUGUCAACGAGGCCUGUGAAAUGUGCAGCCCGCACAGCCCUUGCAGCGCUGGCUUUGGGGUCAAGAAGAACGCUACACGGGUUUCUGAUACCAUUUGUGAACCCUGCCUGGUCGGCUUCUUCUCCAAUGUGUCAUCUGCUUAUGAAGAGUGUCAGCCUUGGACAAGCUGUGAGAUCAAAGGCCUGGUGGAGCUGCAGGCAGGGACUAAGAAGACGGACGCAGUCUGUGAUUUCCCACGGCAUCGGAUGAGACCCCUGGUGGUGAUCCCCAUUGUUGUAGCGAUCCUGUUUGCCAUCGUGUUGGUGUCUGCCUGUAUCAGUGAGUCCCCAGGAAAGGUGCCCAAGGCGGCAGACAAUAGGGCCUUCUACCAGAAGGACGAAAGGCAAGACCCUGUGGAGGACUCGGAGGAACUUGCUGGCCACAGCACCGCCGCUCCGGUGCAGGAGACCUUACACUGGUGCCAGCCGGUCACGCAGGAGGAUGGCAAAGAGAGCCGCAUCUCGGUGCAGGAGAGACAGUGAGGCUGUGCGUGCCCAGGAGCGUGGCAGGAUGGACAAAUGUGCACGUGACCGUGGAGCCUGGAGCUGGAGCUGGGACACGAGGGCCAGGGACUGGCGCUAAGCACAGCCCCCCUCUGCCUGCACCCCUGCAGCUCAGAAAGUUCACCUCAGGGAACCUCCCACUCCAGCCUGGAGCCCGUUCAACCUCCCAACUUGCUUUUAAAGAUGGAGGCAAAACUUCUGCAGGGGUGUGUGUGGGGGCAUCUAGUAAUAUCAUCAAACCCUGCAACCCAGCAGUUCAGUGCCCAUGGUGGUUUCUAUGAGCCCAAGGGGGCAUCUACAUGAAUAUUGCAGUGUUGUUCGUGACAGUAAACAACUGGAAGCCACUUAACUGUCCAUCAACAGGGGACUGGCUAAAUAAAACUGUAAUAUAUUUAUGCAACAGGAUUUCAAAAACACUGU